AAAUAUGAAUUAUAAGAUGUGCAAAACAAAUAAAUUCGCAACUUUGAUCAUUUAUAUCUACACUUGCACAAAUGCAUCGUAGCAAAGUCCUUGUAUUCGUAAACCUGCUUGUCAACAAAAUUCUGUUUCUGCUGCUUGUCUGAAAGCGAGAAAUGGCAAGAAAGCAGCCAUUUUGAGUCCUACAAGAUACAGUCAGUGACUGCUUCAUGCUUCGAUAGUGUGCAGCUCUGCAGGGACGUGUUGCAGAAACUUUCCCACAGAGUUUCCUCGGUGAGAUGAGGAGUCCUCAGCUGCAGCUCCGCGAGGAGACGCUUUGUUUUCCCGUGGUUCGCUCCACACUGCAGGAUUUAUCUCCCCGCACGAGCCAAUCACAGCGCCCGACGGUGCCGCGUCACGGGGGCUGCGGCCAAUCGGCACACGCGUCCAACGCAGCGUAGCGUAGCCGGGGGUCAAAGAUGGCGGCGGGCUGCGAGUCGCUGGGUGAUGUGUUUACUAGGCGGAGAGGUGCGCGGAAAAGUAGCGAGCGAUGCGAACACGUCUCCGGAGUGCGAGCUAGCGGCAGCACGUCACGUCCACGCGACAGUCAGGGUCCAGUCUGCGGCGAAACGCGUCCGCAACUCGGCUACAGAUAGAGAUUCAACCGUCCAGGGCGGCGGAGAAUGGGACUUUCUCAACUAGAAGCUCGCUGAAGCGGGGAAGAUAGCUGCCCGCUGCGGUUAGCUUAACGUUAGCUUGUUUUGGUUGCUGGAGCUAACUUGUUUCCGGAGUUUUCGGACACCCCCUCCUUGUUACAGGAGUGCUCGGAGUUGUCACUGGCGGUGCGGGUGGGGGUCCCACGUUUUCGAGCAUGGAUGGGACCCCAUCACCGGCGGGACCCAGCAUGACACCCGCGCAGAGUCAUCCCAAGUCUGCGGCGGCGAGCGGAAUCGUCGCGGUCGCCUCAGAUGCAGCAGCCGGAGUUGGGAAACCUGCGGCUGCCGGUGUUGAAACUUUGAAUGGAGGCACCGUGGUGGUAAGGUGUCACGUCCCCGUCAGCAGCACGCAGACAGCUGUCACUCGUGUAAACAACGGACCUAUCCCAGCAGCCGUGUCUGCGGCAUCCGGUGCCAUUAUACGGACUUCUUCUUCCACCGUGACCUCCCCUGUGAUCCCCUCUCAGCCCUCCGUGAAAACUGUCCCCACGGUCACGCUUGUGAGGCCGCCUAUGCAAACUCCCACUAACGCCUCGCAAAGCGCUUCAGCUGUGACAGCACCGGCCGGAUCUGUUGUCAACAAGUGGGACUCCACCAAGACAGUAGUGCAGACUUCCACUGCAGCGACGGGCUCGACCGUGAGGAGCCCGACGGUUCUGCAGAACCCCAGGACUUCAGUGCCGAUAGCCGCCGCUCCUACUCCCGGGGGGGUACGAGCCAUUGCUCCGCAGGUGUUGGCCCCUCGACUUACUCAGCCCCAGCAAAAUCCCCCAAAUGUCCAAAACAUCCAGCUCCCUCCAGGCAUGGUCCUGGUUCGCAGUGAGAGUGGGCAGCUGCUGAUGAUUCACCAGCAGACCUUGGCUCAGAUGCAGGCUCAGUCGCAGUCGCAAAGCGCCAUGACACCACGACCUGCAGCCCCCACAAGCACUCCACCUGUCCAGAUCACUUCUUUACAGGCUCCAGGCACGUCACUGCUGGCUCGUUCAGUGGCCCCCACCACUAUUAUUAAACAAGGUUCCACAGCCCAGACCACCGUGACGCCCACCACCAAACUGCAGAGACCGCCUGUACUACAGAACACCAUCAUGCUGGGAGGAACAGCCGCCACCCCGGGUCAGCCUCUAGGAACGUCCACCACUGUACAGCCUGGAUCUGCAGCUACAACUGUAACACAGAGGGUAGGGCCCCUCAGGGCCGCUGGGACCGCUGUCGCUCCAAUAGCUAUCACAGCGGAGACACUUGAGAAUGUGAAAAAGUGUAGGAACUUUUUAUCCACACUGAUCAAGCUGGCGUCAAGUGGAAAACAGUCCUCUGAGACUACAGCCAGCGUCAAGGAGCUGGUCAAACAGUUGCUGGAAGGAAAGAUAGAGCCCGAAGAUUUCACCAGUAGAUUAUACAAAGAGCUGAACUCGUCACCACAGCCGUACCUUGUGCCUUUCCUGAAGAGAAGUCUCCCUGCACUGCGUCAGUUGACCCCAGACUCAGAGGCCUUCAUUCAGCAGAGUCUGCUGCCGCAGCCCAGCACUCAGCCGGCUGCCGCAGCCUCCAAGGCCCUCACUGCUGUGGUGCUGCGACCUCCACUCUCCACUGCCACAGCUGUAGCCACCAACACCACCGCGACCAAAACCACAGUCAUCAGCCUCACUCAGACACCUCAUAGUAAAUCAACACUGCAACAGGGGACUGUAGUGAGGCCACAGGUGACAAUGGCUCAGUCUCCCAUGGUAACUCUCAGAGGGCAACCUCAUAGCCGCAUCAUCGUGGGCCAGCCGCAGGUUGUCAAACAGCUGCAGACAGUUCCAGGUGUGAGGCACAUGUUUGUUCCAGGGGCUAAAGGAGUGCAGGCCGUCAGUCAGACCCUUCUCACUACCGCUCAGAAAAACAGGCUGAUGGAAGCAGGAGGAGGAACCUUCAGGGAUGAUGAUGAUAUCAACGACGUGGCCUCCAUGGCAGGAGUCAACUUGUCGGAGGAGAGUGCCCGUAUCUUAGCAACCAACUCUGACCUUGUCGGCACGGUGACUCGAUCCUGCAAGGAUGAGGCCUUCCUCUCCACCUCUUCACUCACCCGGAGAGCUCUCGAGAUUGGUAAGAAGUUUGGUGUCAGCGAGUUGGGCUCAGAUGUGAUCAACUUCAUUUCCCAUGCUACGCAGCAGCGACUGCAGUGCCUGCUGGAGAAGGUGUCAGUAGUGGCGCAGCAGAAGAACGUAACUUUCAAGGAGGAUGAGCGGCACCUGCAGGUCAGCGAUGUGCGAACCCAGCUCAAAUUCUUCGAGCAGCUGGAUCAGGCGGAGAAGCAGAGGAAGGAAGAGCAGGAGAGAGAGAUCCUCCUGAAGGCUGCCAAGUCUCGGUCACGACAAGAGGACCCGGAGCAGCUCAGACUUAAACAAAAGGCCAAAGAGAUGCAGCAGCAGGAGCUGGCUCAGAUCCGGCAGAGGGAAGCCAACCUAACGGCACUGGCAGCGAUUGGCCCAAGGAAAAAACAAAAAAUGUACUCUCCUGUUAGAGGUGCCAGUGCAGAGGGCUCGGGGUCAGGGCCCUGCCAGCCUGCGGGCUCCAGUGGAGCGGGCUCCAGACAGUUUAUGCGACAGCGCAUAACCAGAGUCAACCUCAGGGACCUGCUCUUCUGCCUGGAGAAUGAAAGAGGGACCAGUCACUCACACCUACUCUAUAAAGGCUUCCUCAAAUAGCACCCGCAUUAAAAUGACUAGUCUAACUCAGUGGCAUUAAGAAAGCAGAGUUGACUGUCAGCUCAGACCCUCUCUGCUGGUACUUUGAUCAACCCCUGCAGAAUGUGGAGACGUGUGUCUGUGGGAAGUGAAUUAUCUGGAACGCUGAGGAGACGUCUGCUUUCAAAAGCCUCUUCAGCUCACAGCCCUUUUGUGUUUUCAGCACAGAGAUGGAGCAAAUAUUGAAACUUGGCCCUGAUUUCAGCGUGAGCCUCUCAGCUCACUUUGCUCUUCAGAGACCAGUUGCACUCAGCCCCUCUUCCUUCAUGCACUGCCUCACGCUGCACAGGAGAAAAAAAAAAGUAUUUUACCAAACCGAGCUCUUCAGAUUUAAAAGCCUUUUCAGUGUCAUUGCACUGACUUCUGGGUAGAAAUGAAUAAUGGUUCGAUUUGAGAUUAAUGUGCAACAUUCAGGUGCAGCCUAAUAUCACAAAACUGCAGUAUUUCUAAUUUUCUAGACCAUUACAACAUAAACACUCCGUUUAUUUAAGUUUUUAACAGAGGUUUUAAUUUAUCGCACAGUUAGACCUUUUUUUUGUUGCAGUUUGAAUGCCUGUGGAUUGUUUCACAGACACUUCCCAUGACCCAUCAUGUCUUCUGCUGAGUUGCCUUGUUCAAAUGAAGCCAUAUGAAUUAGCCAAAUAAUGUGUUUUUCAGCUCAUCUAUCCAUCAGCUCUCAACAGAUUUGUAGGAUGCAUGCUUUAUUUUGUUGUUCGCUUCUUUUUCUUUUUUUUUUGUCUUUGCUUGAUUGGAAACGGAAAUAAUAAUGUAUGUCAAUCAUAGUUUAAUCCCACAUGAUUACACAUGGUGUAAUCACAGGUGUUGAUAUCUGCUGGUAUUUGAAUUGCAGUGUUUUCACUGUGCGAGUUCCUGAGUGUGUAUGUUUUUUCAUUCAGAGUCCAGCACAGACUACGUUUACUUAACAUCCCUGUCGUUUUUAAUUUCCCCCUGCCGCCUGUUUCCAUUCAUUUCUUAAGUGAUGGUACACAAUUCAACUUUCUUUCUUUGAAUAUCCUGGUGCCAUUUGUGUUUAGAAGAUCCAAGAAUAAUGAACCGUGCACUUUAUGAAAAUAUUACUGAGGAUUUGGAUUGGUAUGCUUAUUCUCAAACUAAUAAUCAAAGCUAUAAAGUAAUAUUCCUGUUUUUUAAAGAACUUCAGCCUUUUUUCAAAUCAGAAUGUUAAUGUUUCUUCUGGCUAAAAUGCAUUUGGGCAAGAUAUUGACUCAAUUCAGUUCUUUUCUUUUUGUACCAUUGAAAAUAAAUUGGUUACUGUUACUUAAUUAAGUUUCAAGUGGCUGUUAGUGAUGUAAAGUAUCCACACUGUGUAGCUCAUAUGCUAUAAUGUGAAAUUAGAGAAAUGGUAUGUGGAGAAAUCCCAGUAAAAUAUUUCUGAUCACAAACCUUUUAAGUGAAUCACAUUUUUCAGUGAAGUUGAGCAUCAACAUUUUUAUAUUUGAAUGGAUGAUGGAGGUCACGUUGGGAGAAACGUGGACUGCACUUUGAUAGAUCAGUUUUCUAAAGACAUACACACUUAAUAGCUUUCUAUAUUUGUAGCGCACAUUAUUCUAAUAAUUAUAAUUUUUGGACUUUAUACCCUUUGUUGUUUAACAAGAGAAUGUUUAUGGGCAGAUUUUAUGACUGUAUAUAUUUAAGUUUGCUAUUUGUAGAUUUAUCAGUUGCCAACUUUAAAAUGAGAGAAUUUGUGGAAUUAUUCAUACAUUUGUCGAAUAAGACAAAUGUAUGAUGCUCUGUUGCCAAUAUGUACAUUUUGCACAGCCACUUGUUUAUAUGUAAAUAAAUGAAUUGCUAUUUUAUAAUGGUUUGAGAGAGAAUGAUCUCUAUUAAAAAAGAAAA
This is a messenger RNA of Paralichthys olivaceus (Japanese flounder), 5272 nucleotides long. RefSeq names its product transcription initiation factor TFIID subunit 4. Gene Ontology annotation, biological process: DNA-templated transcription; transcription initiation at RNA polymerase II promoter. NCBI's taxonomy places the organism in Eukaryota, Metazoa, Chordata, Actinopteri, Pleuronectiformes, Paralichthyidae. The record is from RefSeq and is a predicted model, not a curated record. Gene Ontology annotation, molecular function: protein heterodimerization activity; DNA binding; RNA polymerase II general transcription initiation factor activity. Gene Ontology annotation, cellular component: transcription factor TFIID complex.